Molecule: messenger RNA, 1529 nt
Organism: Monopterus albus (swamp eel)
Lineage: Eukaryota; Metazoa; Chordata; Actinopteri; Synbranchiformes; Synbranchidae
Gene: nup43
Product: nucleoporin 43
Exons: 8
Coding region: 129-1247 (372 amino acids)
Cellular component (GO): nuclear pore outer ring
Molecular function (GO): protein binding
Source: RefSeq, a predicted model, not a curated record
UUGACCUUACUGGGACACCGUAGUUACGUAUAUGUAGCGGGCGCGUACACAGGGUUUGCUCAUGGAUGCUAAGCGAAUACAGACUAUCGUUCUCUAAUUUCAAAGUGGGAGAGACUGUUUCCGUUUAAAUGGAGAGUAUAAAUGCGAAAUACGUGUCCCAAAAAAUCAGCAAAACGAGAUGGCGACCAGUAUCAUUUUCGUCUUUGCAGCAACCAGAUAUCUUUACGACUGGUUCGUGGGACAACGAGGACAACAAGAUUUCCUUUUGGUCCAUUGGAAAUUAUGAAGUUUCUGAUAUUGAAGAUGGAUUUGAAGGAGAUCCUCAGCUACUGUGUGAACACAAACAUGAAGGAGAUGUUCUGGACCUUCAGUUUCUGGACCAAGAAAGAAUUGUCACAGCAUCUUCAACUGGAGCAGUCACCAUCUUCCGCCACCACCAAAACAGUCAGACAAUAUCAGUUUCUCAGCACUGGGCAAGAGCACAUCAUUACUCUUGUGAUGACGCCCCCUGUACUGGUGUUGUGUGCAGCAUUCCUGAGAUUAUUACAGUUGGUGAAGAUGGCAGGAUCAUUGUGUUCAGAGCCGACCAGGAAGGAGUGUUUCGAGUCAUAGAGAAUGCAGACAGCAGCACAAUUCAUGCCGUGACUUACCUGAGGACAACAGAGAUUUUGACGGUGAAUUCUAUCGGCCAGCUCAAGAUAUGGGAUUUCAGACAACAGAGCAACUCACCAUCCCAGAUUCUCUCUCUGUCAGGGAAUAGAGUUCCUCUGCACUGUGUGGACAGGCAUCCUAACCAGCAGCACAUUGUGGCCACUGGAGGCCAGGAUGGCAUGCUCUGUGUCUGGGAUGUGAGACAAGGCAACAGUCCCUUCUCACUCAUGGAGGCGCACUCUGCUGAAAUGUGGGAGGUCCACUUUCACCCAACCAACCCAGACCAUCUAUUCACAUGCUCAGAGGACGGCUCACUGCUGCACUGGGAGACUACCUCUCAUUCAGAUGUUCCCUCCUUCCUACAAGGUGGCAGAAACAGCAGCAUGAUGUCUCGCAGUGCGAUGGCCCCAGCUGGAGGGAACCAGUCCCUAAUCAGUGCUUGGCUCAGUGGUGACUCUAGUAAAGGCCAUCUGGAGGCCACUCACAUACUGCCUAGCCAGACGCUGUCUGUUAACAGUUUGGAUGUACUCGGACAGUGUCUUGUUUGCGGGACUGAUGGAGAGGCUGUUUUUGUUAAUAGACAGGUCCCAGUUUAGAUAAGAUGUGGAUGAUGAUUUCAGUUUCUGUCACAACAAAGGUUUUAAUGUCUCCUUUGAUCAUACAGAGUGCCACAAAUGUUGUAUGUUCACAGGUGUACUGGUGACAUUUUUCUGUUGUACAAUUCUUUAUACACAUUUUGCUGUUGCAGUGGUGGAUUUUCAUCACUCAGGGUUUUUGAAAAUCACUCCAAGCACAGUAUUUCAGCUCAACAGUACUUUUUAUAUGGCUAUCAUUUCAGACUGUUCUGAAACAAAUUAAUAAAAAGCCUUUUUACACAA